CUCGUUUUUUUACCACCCGCCUGGCGGUCGCCUUGCCCCCGUCCACCACGAAACGGCCGCCGCCUCCUCCACCACGUCCUCCUCCGGGCCACGCAGCAUCCCCACCCUGCCCCGAUAAAUCCACCCAACCCUACCGGCUACCGCGGCUACAGUUUCACGCACGCGUGCGCGGGCGGGCGGGCAAGCGCUAGAGAGGAAAGCCGGGGCGGCGUGGCGAGCGAGCGGCCCACCACCGCCGACCGAUCGACUGCCUCCUUCGCUUUGCCAUUUUUGGGCUGCAGCUUAAUUGGUCGGGGAGCGGCGGAGGGAUCGGCCGGCCAGGAUGGUGCGGGGGAAGACGGAGAUGAAGCGGAUAGAGAACGCGACGAGCCGGCAGGUGACCUUCUCCAAGCGCCGCAACGGGCUGCUCAAGAAGGCGUUCGAGCUCUCCGUGCUCUGCGACGCCGAGGUCGGCCUCAUCGUCUUCUCCCCGCGCGGCAAGCUCUACGAGUUCGCCAGCGCCUCCAGCCUCCAGAAAACAAUCGACCGCUAUAAGUCAUAUACAAGAGAAAAUCUCAGUAACAAGGCUAUACAACAACAGGAUAUACAGCAAGUAAAAGCAGAUGCCUUAAGCUUGGCAAAUAGACUUGAAGCCCUUGAAAAGUCCAAGAGGAAGUUUUUGGGUGAAAAUUUAGAAGAUUGCUCUAUUGAAGAACUGCAUAGUUUGGAGGUCAAACUGGAGAAGAGUCUCCACGUCAUUAGAGGAAAGAAGACCCAACUGCUGGAGCAGCAGAUAGCCAAGCUGAAGGAGAAGGAGAGGACCCUGCUCAAAGACAACAAAGAAUUACGCGAAAAGGUGACUGCAACCAAGCACUUACCGCAACGCGACGUUCAGCCGCCGCCGGUGGCUCCCGCCGUGACCCGCUGCCUUCCCCCGUGGCCGCGGAAUCUGCCGGCGCCUUGCAACGACGACGUGGACGUCGAGACGGAGCUCUACAUUGGGUUACCCGGCAGGGAGCGCUCCGCCAACCGGGAUUCGGGUUCGGGGUGAAGUACAUACACAUCCGAUGCCCGGAUGCCGCAGCUGCCGGCCACGCCUGGUGGUUCUUCCUGAGCCCAUCCAUGCCUAUAGGAAUAAGCAAAGGUCACUGCAAGCACCCCCAGUCACAUCGAUCAACUCCGAGGUUUUUUCCCCUACAAGUUGUCUAAAAAAAUCAAGCUGUAUGUGUAUUGCAAAGAUGGAUGGAUGGAACAACCCUCCUGAGACCUGAAAAUCCAUGCAGCGUUUACCCAGAUUGUGGUCUCUUCAUCUGAAA
Messenger RNA from Panicum virgatum (switchgrass), 1295 nucleotides. RefSeq names its product MADS-box transcription factor 56-like. Lineage: Eukaryota; Viridiplantae; Streptophyta; Magnoliopsida; Poales; Poaceae. Gene Ontology annotation, molecular function: protein dimerization activity; RNA polymerase II cis-regulatory region sequence-specific DNA binding; DNA-binding transcription factor activity, RNA polymerase II-specific. The record is from RefSeq and is a predicted model, not a curated record. Bases 323 to 1030 code for a protein of 235 amino acids. The transcript is spliced from 8 exons. Gene Ontology annotation, cellular component: nucleus. Gene Ontology annotation, biological process: positive regulation of transcription by RNA polymerase II.